UGAGCGAGAGUUCCACAAGUUCUCCUAAUCCCUUUUUCACUUCAAUCAUCACUCACAAGCCACAACUCACAAAAAUCCCAUAAACAGUGACGAAGGAACGCUGUAUCCGCCAUUGCCGAGUAUAAAUAGGUAGUGCGGCAGCGAAUGUAUGUGGCUGCGCUGCAACCUGCAAGCUUGACUAAGAGAAGAAACUCCAUUCAUGUUGUAGAUCUUUUCUUUGUAUUCUGAUCUUAUGUUUGCGGCUUGAGUAAGUUGAUCCCUUUUCCCUUUUUCCUUCCGGAAUCUGUUAGUUCUCUCGCGCAAUCUUAAAUUAGUUAAUCUACUGUGUGGAUUGAAAAUUAGGGUUUUCUGUUAAUUUGAUGCAAAAUGGUUAAUCGAGAUGAAGAGGAAGUAUUGGAUAGGGUGGAUGUCGAUCUCGAUAAGUACAGAAAGAAGCACAGGUCGAACUCUCAUCAUUAUAGCUGCGGGAAUCAAAGUGAUUCAUCGGAAUCUGGAGAAGUUAGGGAGGACCGAUCCAAGCACAGAAGCGAAAGGCGUGACAAGUAUGGUGAACAGAAAGAAGACGGUGAAAUUAGGGAGGGUAAAGAUAUUAGGGCCAGAGGCGAAAAUAAUAAGGAUUUGACGAAUGGGGGAGGGGAUGAUAGUCGACGCCAUGAACGUGAGGAACUGAGAGAAUCUCGCCACAGAGGUCAUCUCAGAGAUGGGAAGUCCUCGGGGAGAGAAAAGGAUCGAAGGUUGGAGGAUGAGGGUAGGAGGCAUAAUUAUAGCAGCGAGAAUCAAAGUGAUUCCUUGGAACCUGGAGAAGUUAGUAGGGAAGACCGAUCCAAGCACAGAAGCGAAAGGCGUGACAAGUAUAGGGAACAGAAAGAAGACGGUGAAAUUAGGGAGAGUAAAGAUAGUAGGGCUAGAGGCGAAGGUAAUAAAGAUUUGACUGGUGAGGAUAGGGAUGAACGUCGACGCCAUGAACGUGAGGAGCGGAGAGAAUCUCACCACCUUAGUCAUCGCAGAGAUGGAAAGUCUUCAGGGAGAGAGAAGGAUGGAAGAUUGGAGGAUGAGAGUAGGAGGCAUGAUGGUAGUAGAAGGUCCAAGGCAGAUGUGGAUGGACGGGACCGGUACGAGAACGGCCAGAGACAGCGGCAAGCUGAAAGUAGCAGGGACAAAAACAGAGACGGGGGGUUACCUGAGGAAUCAGGCGAUGAUGAUGGGAGAGACACAGAAAUUCGCAGGAUGAGAGAAAGGCACUUACGUAGGAAUGUAGACCCUGAUGAUAGUGGAGAACGUAAAAGAGAAAGAGAAAAACAGAAAGAGAGAGAAAGAAAUGGGAGAGAUGACGAUAGGCACGACCGGAGGCCUAGAAGUGAUUACGAUGAUAAAAGUCAUAAGAGGCGAGAUGAACGGAGAGAUGAUCAAGUACAUGGAAGAGGGAAGAGCACAAAGGAAACCAAUGAGAAGGAAGGAGAUAGGAAGAGACUGGAUGAUUCAAUAUCUCAUAAACCAUCAACAUUACAAGAUGGGAACCCAAAUGGUGAUACAACAAACUUGGGGAGGAGUGGAGGAGUUUACAUUCCUCCAUUUAAGUUGGCUCGGAUGAUGAAAGAUGUGGAAGAUAAAAAUAGUGUUGAAUACCAGCGAUUAACAUGGGAUGCUCUUCGCAAGAGUAUAAAUGGACUUGUAAACAAGGUUAAUGCGACUAACAUUAAGAAUAUUAUCCCAGAAUUAUUCGCUGAGAAUCUUGUUCGGGGUAGAGGGCUCUUUUGCCGGUCAUGUAUGAAGUCACAGAUGGCGUCCCCGGGUUUUACAGAUGUUUUUGCAGCAUUGGUUGCUGUUGUCAACACCAAGUUUCCUGAAGUGGGCGAUCUUCUUUUAAGAAGGAUUGUUUUGCAGCUUAAAAGGGCUUAUAAGAGGAAUGACAAGCCUCAAUUGCUUGCUGCAGUUAAAUUCAUAGCUCAUCUUGUGAAUCAACAAGUGGCGCAUGAGAUUAUUGCUUUGGAGUUGCUAACUCUACUGCUGGAAAAUCCUACUGAUGAUAGUGUUGAGGUGGCUGUCGGGUUUGUCACGGAAUGCGGUUCAUUGCUUCAAGACCUUUCACCACAGGGCAUCCACGGUGAGUGUGCUAGUGGUUCUAGAUGACUUUUUAGUGGAGCA
Macadamia integrifolia is the source of this 2145-nucleotide messenger RNA. Its product is annotated as pre-mRNA-splicing factor CWC22 homolog. Gene Ontology annotation, molecular function: RNA binding; protein binding. Gene Ontology annotation, cellular component: catalytic step 2 spliceosome. The transcript has 2 exons. Gene Ontology annotation, biological process: mRNA splicing, via spliceosome. The record is from RefSeq and is a predicted model, not a curated record. NCBI's taxonomy places the organism in Eukaryota, Viridiplantae, Streptophyta, Magnoliopsida, Proteales, Proteaceae. The coding region runs from base 367 to 2130 and encodes 587 amino acids.